AUGGAGCCAAAAACUCAACAACAACUGGAGAGAACGAUUCGGGAGACAGUGGCGGAUGCCGAUUCGCCGUUAGCGCAGCGUCACAUUCGAGAAAUGUUAAAGAAAAAUAAGUUUUCUAGUGCUCUUAUGUUGCUGGCGCUUCUCACUCCAUCGGCGUUUCUUUUCUCCUUCUACUAUUCAAAAAGUAGUUCUAUUCGCGAGAAAUGGCGGGAUCCAUACGAGUUGCCGCCGGGUUUCGAUCCUAAUAAAGGACUGAGUUCAUUUGAUAAUUUGCCGAAGGAACGCAUGGAACUGCCACCGGCGCUUGUCUUGAAAGGUUCUCCGGGACGCUACGGGGAAUAG
Messenger RNA from Trypanosoma theileri, 342 nucleotides. RefSeq lists its product as uncharacterized. Bases 1 to 342 code for a protein of 113 amino acids. The record is from RefSeq and is a predicted model, not a curated record. NCBI's taxonomy places the organism in Eukaryota, Euglenozoa, Kinetoplastea, Trypanosomatida, Trypanosomatidae. The transcript has a single exon.